Molecule: messenger RNA, 2412 nt
Organism: Labrus bergylta (ballan wrasse)
Lineage: Eukaryota; Metazoa; Chordata; Actinopteri; Labriformes; Labridae
Product: major intrinsically disordered Notch2-binding receptor 1-like
Biological process (GO): negative regulation of cell population proliferation; negative regulation of TOR signaling
Cellular component (GO): plasma membrane
Source: RefSeq, a predicted model, not a curated record
AUGGCUAACCUGCAGCAGGAAUACCCCGGGGUCCUUCUGGGCAUCCUGGAGGAACUGGCCAAUAUGCGUCAAUGGCUGACAUUUCAGGAUCUCUGUCGCAUGGUCAGCACUCGUUUUGACCUGGAACACCUUUUUGAGCUUAGGAGUUUACUGUUUGCAGCUGCCAGCCGGGACCCUUGUUUCCCAGCUACUCUCUUUAGAGACAGGGUUUCCACCAGAGGCCAGGGGCUUUCACCUAUAGGGGUCGCUGCUGACAUUGUAACUAUCUUCAAUCUUAUUCAGAUGACGGGUGGGGCUCCAGAUGAAAGCCAACCAAUGAGAGCACACAUGGUUCUCCCAGUCGACCAAUCCCCAGGCCCCAGUCUGCCAGGAAUCUAUCAGCUGAACAUUGCUGGUCUAGAACGAGCACGAGCCCUCUCUGACUCAAGUGACAGGCCUAUUGACCAGCACCUGCUGUUUCCAAGACCUAAGUACUCGGCCCGCAAGCGAGGAAGUCUUCCCCCAGAUCCUAUUUCCCUUGUGUCUCCUCCUCCAAUCAGGGCUAGGGCUGUGUCUUUUGACUUGCCUCAUACCACACUUCUGUACCCUAGUGGUCAAUUCCCUAACGAGGGGAUGAAAAAUAUCUACCUGCCUCUGGAGACGGACAGCGAGUCAAGUGGAGAUUCUGCACAAAUGGAGGUGUUUGAAGUCGAACAGAGUUCAACUGUUGACCAGAAGAGAAACGUUUUCAAGAAGGACUUCCACAACCAACCCCCUCUGAUACCCCAGGUGACCGUUAGCAGUGAGUCUCCAAGUCCCAAUACGGUGAAAGGAUUUGACAAUCGCAGCUUUGAAAUGAUUCCCAAUCCUUACCCAUCACCAUCACCAACACCAAUCCAACAAACACCAGAGCAGCGGGCUAAACAUGAGAGCCUUGACGACCUACAGGACUCAACUUACUUCGGACCAGGGUCUAUCCCAGAAUGGUCCCCUCGUCACCUUCAGCCACCCAAGACUAAGAAGCCCCUCUGGAGCAACAAGAGUCACAGUCUAGAGGACCGGAUAGGCUCCAGCAUUGGAAUGGGGUUGGAAUCCAAAGGGGCACAACUUCCAAGGCGAUCAACCCCAGCUAUUAGCAAUUUGAGGGGGUUAUCAAUGGGUGAGACUAUAGAUAGUGGAUUUUUAAGUGGAUUCGAAGGAGUCAGGGCUAAAGGAACCCAGACAGACCCACCAGACACCCGGCGCCUUCGUAGCCUGGUCCAUGCAGAUCGCCUAUCCUUCAUGACCUCCUUAGAUGACCCAGAAUUUUGUGAGGAUGACAUCAGUGUCAUCUUUCGCUUCUUAGAUGAUAUAAGCAUGUGUGGUUCCACGGGGGUUCUACAUCCCAGCGAGGGCUCAGCAGGUGUUAAUCAGGACACUCCUGAGGCAAGACGAGGACGUCUCGGUCAACUCCAAAGGCUUUUCCACUCACUAGAAAGCAGCGAUGAUGGGCUCAAGGCAAGUGUCUGUAAACUGCUGCUCCGUAUGAGCCAGAUAGAGAGACAACUAGAUUCGCUGAAUGAUGUAAAGGCUGAAAUCUCCCAGGUGCUAUCAGCUCUGCAGCGACUGGAUGACAAGAUUCAACAGCCACUCAGUGGUGGUGGACAGAGCACUGGUGGGCGAUGGUUGGAGCCUCUCAGCGGUGUCUCAUCUUUUAUGAGCCACCCUCUAACCCCCUCUGACUCGUCAGAGCCUCAGCCUCUAUCUGCUUCAGGGCAUCUAUUUCCAGCGACCAGCACUAGUAGUCUGGAAUGGAGCAGAUGCUACACUCCUGGGGAACAAACAGAAAGCAGCAAGGUUCAGGUUGAUUCAAAGGGUAGGAAGGAAGGGAAGAAGGAUGCAUCAUCUCGGCGUACCUCAAAAACCCAGCUUGAGGAGAAAAGUGUGACUGAAUCCAAACAGCUGAAUGUUUCGAACUCUGCAAGAGACUGGACAGUUUCAUUCUCAAAAAGCAAAGAUGGAAAAUCAUCACAUGGGCAGAUAGAUCAAUCAGGUAGCACAGCAAACCUAAUCUCCAAAAAGUCCUCCAACCUGGUGGAACAAGUAUUUAAUUCAUCCCUGUUCCGCCAAAAAGACAGCAGUCUUACAGGUGGGCUUACUUCUGGGAAGAUUAUAGAUCCCAGAUUGGCUGAGGGGAGGGGAAGGCCCAUAUGGACUGUAGACGACAGAGAGGCACGAAUCUCCCCUUUGGACUUACAGGGCCAGGAGUCUUUGAACCCCAACAACAUGGAGUUCUGGAUGGAUGACAUCUAUACUCCAGGCUACGAUGGUCUACUCAGACGUAAAGAGGCUGACCUCCGCCGGGCUAAAUACUGCAAGUUGAUUGCACUCAUUGCCGUUGCAGUGGUCAUUAUUCUCAUAAUUGUAAUUCCUAUUUGUAGCAUGGCGACAUGA